Molecule: messenger RNA, 1534 nt
Organism: Pyricularia grisea
Lineage: Eukaryota; Fungi; Ascomycota; Sordariomycetes; Magnaporthales; Pyriculariaceae
Exons: 8
Coding region: 164-1150 (328 amino acids)
Biological process (GO): mycotoxin biosynthetic process
Source: RefSeq, a predicted model, not a curated record
GCUACGUGCAUGCCGCCCAGAUCCCCGCUUUAGAGUAAUUGGGGUCUUGUUCACAUCCGGCAGCUUUGCACCACGAAUCCCCCAUUUGAACACUAACCCCGUACGUUUGCAGAGGCGCAAACGCUAAGAGAAAGAGAGAAAAGGGAAGGGAACAAAAGAAACAAUGCUCUACAAGGACCAGUACGCCGCUCUCUCACCCGACCACCCAGACUACGCCAGCGACGGUGAGACCGAGCAGUACCCUCUGACUGAGGGCGGCCGCCAGCCCACACCGCCGGCCCGCUCCGGCCACGGCAGACGAUACCCUUGGGUGGUGCUGGCUGUGCUGGCCCAGGUCGUCUACACGAUUCUGGUGCUCGCCGUCUCGCGCGAGUUCUACUACAAGCGCAUCUGUGUGUCUAUUGCCGCGCCCGAUGCCGUUGGCGGCUGGAACGUUUUAGAGUACCACGAGGUGGAUGCCGACCAAAAAGAGCCUGACGAGCAUCACCCGUUCCUAGGCACGCCGGGUCCGUCAGUGGAUAGGAACUGGCACGAGCUCUUGUCGACAUUCCGGGACCGCCUCCCCACCACAGAGGUCAAGAGAUUAGGAAUCGAGGAAGGGUCCAUAUGGCUGGACGACGAUCUAGGCGGGUAUUACGGGAGUGUUUGGGUCGGGCAUAACCUGCACUGCGUGAAAUACAUAUACGAUGGCCUGCACCGGGAUCACUACUACCCCAACCUGACCGUGGCAGAAGAGACGUCUCAUCAACAUCAUUUGCAUCAUUGCCUCCACCGGCUGAUGGAUGCGCUCAAGUGCCAUCCCGACAUGUCCCCGCUUACCCAGCAUUGGGUGGUGAACGAAGUGGUCCCCGUCGUCAACUGGGACGGCGCACGGCACACUUGCGCCAACUGGGAUCAAGUCGUGGACUGGGCCAAGAAGAACCGUAUCGUACCGACCGGAAAGGCCACAAUUCCUGAGGUUGCCCCGCAUCCCCUGUAUGCAAAAUUUAUCAACGAGCGCGGCAAGGCCGACUUUGUAAACAAGGACGCCAUCAUAGAGUGGGACUUGCUCUGGGGCCGACCCGACUGGCAGGAAUUUGCGCGGGAGCACGGAAUUCCAGAAGGAACAAUACCUCCGAAAGAGAUGCUGCGGAAUAAGCACGUUGGGUAGAUGGUUCUAGCCAAUUGUGCAUGGAGGGUGCACUGUUUUUAAUUAGUCCAGUAUGGUCCUUUUUGUUCUUGGGUCAUGUUGAUCGUCUAGUCUAGUUCAGCCAAGUUCAAGACCGGAAACCGUAUGGGCAGAUUCGAUUAGUCUCAGGGCUCAUCCCUGAAUCGGAAGCUCCACCAAUUGAGCCGCGUGGCCGUGGCUCGAUUUGUGGCUUUGUUUGUACCUUUGGGUCCAAACAAAGAUCACUCUGGUUCAGGUCUGAGGACAACUUGUUGAUUUUCGUGGCAAAUGGAGGUGAUUUCGCCAAUUCGGCGACCAACACUCCGUUAUAAUUAAUUGAAUAAAAAUCGUAAAAAUAACUCGUGUAAUUACAAAAUUAAUGGAUAA